AUGGCCCCUCGAAAAACGCCAAAGGUCCUCCUCUUUGACAUCGGCGGCGUCUGCGUCAUUUCCCCCUUCCAAGAAAUCCUCAACACCGAGCUCUCCCUCAACAUCCCUCCCGGCUGGGUAAACUACUCCAUCUCUCGGACCGCCCCUAAUGGGUGGUGGCACCGCCUCGAACGCGGGGAAGUGCCGCUCGACAAGACCUGGUACGCCGGUUUUUCCUCCGACCUUCACGACCCCUCCCGCUGGGAAACCUUUUACAAUACCGUCGCGCGCAAGCGGGACCCCUCUCUCCCCGCCAGAGUCCCGCCUCUCCCCAAAAUCGAUGCCGAGCGCAUGUUCCUCGACAUGAUGCGCUCUGCGCGCGCACCCGACCCCUGGAUGUUCCCUGCCCUUCAAGCGCUGCGCAAGUCAGGGAAAUUCAUCAUCGCGGCGCUGAGCAACACAGUGAUCUUUCCCCCCGGGCACGAGCUGGCUGCGUUGAGCGACGAUCCGAAGAAGGAUCCGCUGAGGAGUUUGUUUGACGUGUUUAUUUCGUCGGCGCACGUCGGUCUGAGGAAGCCGGAUCCGAGGAUCUACCAGCUGGCGCUGAAGAAGGUAGAUGAGUUUGCGAGGGCGAAUGCAAAGACGGAGAGGGGCCGGGCUGCGAGGGAGGAGGGGAUUAAUUGGGAGGAGGGUGUGCGGGCGGAUGAGAUUGUGUUUUUGGAUGAUAUUGGGGAGAAUCUGAAGGCCGCGAAGAAUGCUGGGUUUGGGACGAUCAAGGUCCCGCUUGGGAGGGCAUAUGAGGCGGUUGAUGAGCUCGAGAAGAUUACGGGCUUGAAGUUGGCUGGUGAUCAUCCGAAAGUCCCGUUGAAGGCGGAUUAUAAGGGGAAAGCCAGGCUUUGA
This is a messenger RNA of Thermochaetoides thermophila DSM 1495, 879 nucleotides long. RefSeq lists its product as uncharacterized. The transcript has 2 exons. The record is from RefSeq and is a predicted model, not a curated record. Bases 1 to 879 code for a protein of 292 amino acids. NCBI's taxonomy places the organism in Eukaryota, Fungi, Ascomycota, Sordariomycetes, Sordariales, Chaetomiaceae.